Ornithorhynchus anatinus (platypus) is the source of this 3831-nucleotide messenger RNA. It is a transcript of the gene WDR44, whose product is annotated as WD repeat domain 44. NCBI's taxonomy places the organism in Eukaryota, Metazoa, Chordata, Mammalia, Monotremata, Ornithorhynchidae. The record is from RefSeq and is a predicted model, not a curated record. Bases 50 to 2812 code for a protein of 920 amino acids. The transcript has 20 exons. Gene Ontology annotation, molecular function: protein binding.
GGCCCCGCUUCUCCUCAGCCGCCGCCGCCGCCGAGGCCCCGGACGCCCCAUGGCGUCGGACAGCGACACGGAGGAGUUCUACGACGCCCCAGAGGACGUGCACCUCGCCGCCGGACCCUUCCCCGACCGGUCUCCAGCCGAGGUGGAGGUGUGCUCGUUGAAGGAACCCGAGGGGCUUACGUGCGUCGGAGGCGAUGCCCUGAUUGCAGAGCUGAAGCCAGACGAUUCUACCAAGAUCAUCGCCAGUAUUAUCGAAGAAAGCCAGAAGGGCAGACUGGAUGAACAGCCAUUGGACCUGAAGGUGAGCGGGCUGUCCGAGGGGCUGGCGGCGCCAAGCACCUUGCCGGCCACCACAGACCUCUUGAACGACAUUCCCGGGCUCUUCGCCGCGGAGCCGGUAGAUCGAGGUUACGUCGAAGAGCCUCCGCUGGGUCAGAACUCACAUGAGGAAACUGACGUCAAAACUGGAAAAACUCCUCUUCCCUCCGAAGACCCCGCUGAGAAGCAAGUGGGAGACAGCGAUCGAGCCCCGGAAAUCACCAGCCUGCACGAUGACGCUGGAGCUACGGAGCCUGCGGCGGUCCCGGGGGUGGGCACGGGUGACGGGGCCGGCGGGCCCGGGCGGACGGACCUCUCAGAGCGGGCGGCCCCCGGCUGCCCGGCUCCCGGAGAGGGGAUCUCGCCCGCUGAAGGGCCGGGUCCCGCCAAACCCCGCCGUCACCAGUCCGUGGAACCGGACAUAGUGGCCAGCACCAAGAAGCCGGUUCCGGCUCGACCGCCCCCUCCCACCAACGCCCCGCCUCCCCGGCCCCCCCCACCUGUACGGCCGGCUCCACCCCCUCGGAAAAAGAAAAGCGAGUUGGAUUUCGAAGCCCUUAAAGCACCCGCUCUGGAAGUUCCGAGAGAAGCGUUUCCGCCUGGAGGCCUCUUACCGUCAGCUAUGGCCUCAGAAGGUGGCCCCAGAGACUCGGCCCCGUCUCUGGACCUGGCCAGCGCGACCAGUGGAGACAAAGUAGUGACGGCCCAGGAGAAUGGACGAGUGCCCGACGCCCAGACGUUAGCAAGUGAUCUGCUCGGCCCUCAGAGACCCAGGUCCAACUCCGGACGAGAGCUCACGGAUGAGGAAAUCUUGGCCAGUGUGAUGAUCAAGAACCUGGACACCGGAGAGGAGAUCCCCCUGAGCCUGGCCGAGGAGAAGCUGCCCACAGGCAUCAACCCCCUGACCCUGCACAUCAUGAGGAGGACCAAGGAGUACAUCAGUAAUGAUGCAGCUCAAUCAGACGAUGAAGAAAAACUCCAGUCGCAGCAGACGGACACAGAUGGUGGAAGGUUGAAACAGAAAACGACUCAAUUGAAAAAAUUUCUGGGAAAAUCGGUGAAGAGAGCAAAGCAUCUUGCCGAGGAAUACGGGGAGCGGGCUGUAAAUAAAGUUAAGAGUGUGAGAGAUGAAGUGUUCCAUACCGACCAGGACGACCCUUCCUCAAGCGACGACGAAGGGAUGCCCUACACCAGGCCGGUUAAAUUCAAAGCGGCCCAUGGCUUUAAGGGGCCGUAUGACUUCGAGCAGGUCAAAGUGGUCCAAGAUCUCAGCGGGGAGCACAUGGGAGCCGUGUGGACCAUGAAGUUUUCUCACUGCGGCCGACUGCUUGCUUCGGCCGGGCAAGACAACGUAGUGAGGAUCUGGGUUUUAAAAAACGCUUUCGACUAUUUCAACAACAUGCGCUUGAAGUACAACACGGAAGGACGUGUGUCCCCUUCACCUUCUCAGGAAAGUCUGAAUUCUUCCAAAUCGGACACAGACGCAGGGGUCUGCAGUGGAGGUGAUGAAGACCCCGAUGAUAAAAACGCACCGUUUCGUCAGCGGCCGUUCUGCAAAUACAAAGGUCACACGGCGGAUCUCCUCGAUCUUUCGUGGUCCAAAAACUACUUCUUGCUUUCUUCUUCCAUGGACAAAACGGUCAGACUCUGGCACAUUUCCAGAAGAGAGUGCCUCUGCUGUUUCCAGCACAUAGACUUUGUCACCGCCAUUGCUUUUCAUCCACGAGACGACAGGUACUUCCUGAGCGGCUCGCUGGAUGGGAAGCUGCGACUCUGGAACAUCCCCGACAAGAAAGUGGCGCUGUGGAACGAGGUGGAUGGGCAGACCAAGCUGAUCACGGCGGCCAACUUCUGCCAGAACGGCAAGUACGCCGUCAUCGGCACCUACGACGGCAGGUGCAUCUUCUACGACACCGAGCACCUGAAGUACCACACGCAGAUCCACGUGCGCUCCACCAGGGGACGGAACAGGGUCGGGAGGAAAAUUACCGGCAUCGAGCCGCUGCCCGGAGAAAACAAGAUCCUGGUGACGUCCAACGACUCCCGCAUCCGACUGUACGACCUGAGAGACCUGUCGCUGUCCAUGAAAUACAAAGGCUACGUCAACAGCAGCAGCCAGAUCAAAGCCAGCUUCAGCCACGAUUUCACGUUCCUGGUCAGCGGCUCGGAGGAUAAAUAUGUUUACAUCUGGAGCACGUACCACGACCUGAGCAAGUUCACUUCGGUGCGGAGAGACCGGAACGACUUCUGGGAAGGGAUCAAAGCGCACAAUGCCGUGGUGACUUCAGCCAUCUUCGCUCCAAACCCAAGCUUGAUGGUGUCCUUGGAAAUGCAGCCCGAGAAGCAGGAUACUGACGAGCAAGGGGAGGAUUCAGCAGAGCCAGAGCCAAUACCUUCUGGUGCCCUGAAGACGGACCACACGGAAGUCCUCUUGUCAGCUGACUUCACCGGGGCCAUCAAGGUCUUCGUCAAUCGCAAGAAAACCACGUCGUGAGGACGGACCGCGGCCUCCCCCCCCCAGCCCCGGGGCGCGCCGCCGCCGCGGGCACGGGCCGACCCAAGAGUGCGGGAGCGUUGCUGGCGGCGCGGGUCCGCCGGGCCGACCCCCGGGGGGCCGGAGGGAGGUCACGGGACUGGGGACCCCCGGCCGGUCAGGAUGUGUCCUGGUGCCGUUACCCAGGCCCCGCCGUCCCAUGCUGGGUUUGUGUUGUACGUCUGUCCGUCCGACUGUCUGUCUGUUCGCGCUUGCCGUUGUGAACCUGCACGCAGAGGUGUUUCUCUAUUAACCAGUCCCGUGCCCGGGGCUCCACACACGCACACCACCCCUUGCCGUGCUCUCCCACGGGCGGGUUGGGAAACCGCAGCUGGGUAACGGCCCUGGGCCGCCGGGCCCCGGGGAUGCGGGUUUCUGCUUCCCUGCUCGCCGAGCUCCAUCUUCUGUUGCCUCGAAGCUCUUCGGCAGGCCUCGGGUGGGGUCGGUUUCUCUUCGGGGAAAGCCUGCCGUUAGCCACGGGGAACGUUUUUAUCCAUCGUGCAAUUUGCGGACUGAUUUUUUUUCGUCCCGGUCGUUGUGGAUUUUAGAUUCUUUUCUGUGUCCGUGCGGCAGGGGCAGGGGGAGGCCGACGGGGGUCGGUGUGGGUGCGGGUGCGCGUACAGCCACACGCCCACAGAGUUUUGUUCGUCCGUUGGAGCACAGCGUCUCUUAAGUGAAGAAUUCUCUUUCAUUCCUUGUCCGUGGGCUCGGGCUCGGCUCCCCCUCAGACCCUACCCUGCAUUAGCAAUGAUUCUUAUUUUCUAGAACAAUGUACAAAGAAGUUUACAUAUUUUUUUUAAGGCGUUGUAGUCGAAAACCAACGUAGCCGUCGUGGUGUGAGCCGUUGAAUUUGACCGUCUCUGUAAAUACCGACCUCCCGUACCGAUGACGUCGCGCCUGGGCCCGCCCGCCCGCCCACCCACGGGCCGCUACCGACGGUCGGGAAACGUUUCUGAAAAUAACAGUGCGUCCUUACCAGA